AUGGUGCGACGAGGAAAACUCGUUCAUUAUGCCACCAGCCCAACACAGAGCUUGAUUAGCUAUCAACACCACCACGCUUAGCCAUCACAGCGGGACGCCAUUCUUAGCGUGAGUCCGUGACACCGUCGCACGCACACAACAAGGUCAGCCAUGGACAAGAAGAGGGUGGCCAUCGUCGGCGCCGGCCUGAGUGGCCUGGCGGCGUGCAAGCACCUCCUGGAGCGCGGCUGUCGGCCGGCCGUCUUCGAGGCGGACACCGUCCUCGGCGGCGUGUGGGCGCACGCACCAGAGUGCACCAGGCUCCAGACGCCACGGCCCAUGUUCCAGUACUCCGACUUCCCGUGGCCGGAGUCUGUCACGGAGGUGUUCCCGGACCACCGCCAGGUCGCCGACUACCUCGACGCCUACACACGCCACUUCGGCGUGCUCGACUGCAUCAGGUUCGGCUGCAGGGUGGUCGGGAUGGAGUAUGUGGGCGUCGGCGAGGAGGAGGUGGCGGCGUGGGAGGACUGGGCUGGGUGCGGCGAGGCGUUUGGUUCCGGCGACGGCGAGUGGCAGCUCACGGUGGCCGACGUCGACGGUCUCAUGGAGGUAAGGGCUCAACCAGUUUGCACAUACUUCCAAGGUACGUAUAUACUGUGUGUGCCCCUGCUUACACGGCACCAUUGGUGCGCUCAGAACAGCACACUGCACUGUCGGAUGUCGGUGAUAUUGAUCCGUUUGCCUUUAUUUGAUGAUGAUAAUAUGCUGCACCUACUAAUUUGAUUUCUCGGCACAUGAACGUCACACUCACACAUGGAGGUGCCACCUGAUAGAUCCUUAGA
Messenger RNA from Triticum aestivum (bread wheat), 824 nucleotides. RefSeq names its product probable flavin-containing monooxygenase 1. Bases 151 to 765 code for a protein of 204 amino acids. The record is from RefSeq and is a predicted model, not a curated record. NCBI's taxonomy places the organism in Eukaryota, Viridiplantae, Streptophyta, Magnoliopsida, Poales, Poaceae. The transcript has a single exon. Gene Ontology annotation, molecular function: NADP binding; N,N-dimethylaniline monooxygenase activity; flavin adenine dinucleotide binding.